AUGGCUGAGGACGCCGCGGCGGGCUCCCCGCUCCUGGACCUGCCGGAGCCGCUGCUGCUCCACAUCCUGGGCUUCCUCACCGACGUGCGGUCGCGGCACCGCGCCGCGCUGGCGUGCCACCGGCUCCUCGCGGCGGAGCGGGCCACGCGCGCCGCGCUCUCGCUGCGCGGGGACCCGCGGUCGGACGCGUUCCUCUACCUCAUCAGGCCGUCGUACUGCUUCCCGGCGCUGGAGCGGCUCGACCUCUCGCUGGUGUCGCCGUGGGGCCACCCGUUCCUCUCCUCCGCGGCGCCGUCCGCCGACGCCGUCGCGCCGUUCGUGACGGCGGAGGAGGUCGCGGGCCAGAACGCCUUUAUCGCGGCGCGCCUCGCCUACUGCUUCCCCGCCGUGUCCUCGCUCGCCGUCUACUGCCGCGACCCCACCACGCUCGCCAGCCUCACCCCGCACUGGAGGUCCCGCCUCCGCAGUGUCAAGCUCGUGCGCUGGCACCAGCGCCCGCCCGGCCUCGACGCCGGCGCGGAUCUCGAGCCGCUCCUCGGGGACUGCCCCGCGCUCAGGGCGCUCGACCUCUCCGAGUUCUACUGCUGGACGGAGGACAUCGAGCCGGCGCUUGCGGCGCACCCGGCAGCCGCCGCGGCGCUCACCGAGCUCGACCUCGGCCUCGCGGGCGCCACGGACGGGUUCCACGCCACCGAGCUGGGGGCCAUCGCGGGAUUCUGCCCCAAUCUCCGGAAGCUCGUGGCGCCCUGUGUGUUCAACCCUCGGUACGUUGACUUCGUCAACGACGACGCGCUUCUCACCAUCGCCACCAGCUGCCCCAAGCUGGCGAUCCUGCGGCUCCGGGAACCUUUUGAGCCGGCGGCUACCGGCCAACGGGAGGACGCGGCAAUCACCGUCGCAGGGCUGGUCUCCUUCUUCGCUGCACUACCGGAGCUGGAGGAUUUCACGCUUGACCUGCGGCAUAAUGUGCGGGAGACAGCGCCGGCCAUGGAGGCGCUUGCCCGCAGAUGCCCACAGAUCAAGUUCUUGACGCUGGGGGGCUUCCAGGGGUUGUGCAAGGCAUCUUGGCUGCAUCUGGACGGCGUUGCUGUCUGUGGUUCGCUGGAGUCUCUAUGCAUCAAGGGAUGUUUGGAUCUCACUGACGCCAGCCUUGUCGCCAUAGGUCGUGGGUGCGGGAGGCUUGCUAAGUUCGCGAUCCAUGGCUGUGAUUCUGUCACAUCAGCUGGGAUCAGGAGGCUAGCGACGGCGCUUCGAACCACAAUCAAAGAAGUCAGUAUCUUGCACUGCCGGCUUCUGGACACAGCAGCAUGCCUCACUGCUCUAAGUCCGAUCCGUGAUCGCAUUGAGAGUCUUGAGAUCAGCUGUGUCUGGAAGGAAGUUGAACAGCCAGAGAGUGUGGCCAACGGCACAAUCGGAUGCGGUCAUGAAGAUGAUGAUGAUCUCGGUGAAGUGACAUAUGAGUCUGCAUCGAAGAAAUGUAGGUACAUGGAAUUGGAUGAUCUGGUUAGCUGGGAGAUGCUACGUUCACUCUCCCUCUGGUUCCCUGCUGGCGAGGUACUCUCCCCACUCAUAUCUGCCGGCCUUGAUAGCUGCCCUGUUCUAGAGGAGAUCUCAAUUAAAGUGGAGGGUGAUUGCCGUGCACGCCCUGGCCCAUUCUUUGGCCUGAGUGAUCUUGCAGGCUUCCCAGUACUGGCCAAGAUGAAAUUGGAUCUGAGUGAGGCAGUUGGUUAUGCUCUUACUGCACCAGCAGGCCAGAUGGAUCUCUCUCUGUGGGAGCGAUUUUAUUUGCAAGGUAUAGAUUCACUAAUGACUUUGUAUGAGCUGGAUUAUUGGCCUCCCCAAGACACGGAUGUGAACCAGCGUAGCCUGACACUGCCCGCUGUGGGACUCCUCCAGGGCUGCGUUGGACUCAGGAAGCUAUUCGUCCAUGGCACCACACAUGAGCAUUUCCUGACCUUCUUCUUGAAGGUGCCAAAUUUGAGGGACAUGCAGUUACGGGAGGACUACUAUCCCGCACCAGAGAGUGAUAUGAUGAACACGGAAAUGCGAGCUGAAUCUUGGCUCCGGUUCGAGAACCAGCUGAACAUCAGGCUAAUUGAGGAUUAA
This is a messenger RNA of Miscanthus lutarioriparius, 2106 nucleotides long. The record is from the annotation of a GenBank genome assembly. NCBI's taxonomy places the organism in Eukaryota, Viridiplantae, Streptophyta, Magnoliopsida, Poales, Poaceae.